Molecule: messenger RNA, 957 nt
Organism: Schistosoma turkestanicum
Lineage: Eukaryota; Metazoa; Platyhelminthes; Trematoda; Strigeidida; Schistosomatidae
Source: the annotation of a GenBank genome assembly
AUGUCUAUUCAGUCAGUAGGGCCAGUCAUAAUUAACAAUGAGAAAAAUUUCAAACGAUCCCGAAACCAAUAUGCCAAACAGUACAAUACUCAGACUAGAAACCCACUUGCAAAACUCAAUGAAUUGGAAUGCAAGUUAUUGAAACAUCCUUUAUUAUUAUUUCCUUAUUUGGUUCAGUAUUUACCAGUUUCUGUGUCCAAGGCAGUAAUUGAUUUGUUAGAUCGGCCAAAUAAAGAAAAACUAAUGGAUUUAGUCAAAAUAGCAAAAAACCAGCAUAUUAAUGAAACUGUUCAAAAUAAAACAAGAACAAAGUCAUCUAAUCAAUCAAAUGGUGGUUUAAUAACUGAUCAUCAGUUACACUCUUCAGUUAAUUCAAACAAACAAAAAGCUGAAGGUGAAGAUUCUAUUGAACCAGAAAUGUUCAUAGAAUAUCCAUCAAUUAAAAAGGAGACAUUGGAAUUUUGUGAAUUUAUUAAAAAUUUAGAUGGUUCCUCAAUUGACAAUCCAGAACCGACAACAUUAGCAAGUUUAUUUGCUGGAACACAUGAAGCUCAACCGCCAGUAUCAACACCGAUUAAUGUUGUGGAAUUAAUUAAUUUACCAUAUGAAUUAAGAGAUCGCAUUGAAGAACCACCAAAAUUACUUUGUGAUAAGAACUUUUUAACUGAUUCAAAGAGUUUACCACGUACUAUUAAUCAGAUGCAGCUAGAAGGCCAAGAAAAGAAUUUUGAAAGAUUACAUUAUGGUGCUUGGUAUAUACCACCGAAACAAUGGAAAGUUAUCAAAGAUGAUGCUGUAAAAAAGAUGAAAAAUGAACAUGAAUUUUCUAAUGUAAACAUUAAAUCAUACAAAGAAUUAGCAACAAAUUUAAAUGAGAAAAUGAAAGAAACCCAUGGAUAUGAAUCAUUUAUGGAAUUUAUACAAAGUAAUAAUAAACGUAUACCUAAGAUUGAUUGA